Laccaria bicolor S238N-H82 is the source of this 714-nucleotide messenger RNA. RefSeq lists its product as uncharacterized. Bases 1 to 714 code for a protein of 237 amino acids. Lineage: Eukaryota; Fungi; Basidiomycota; Agaricomycetes; Agaricales; Hydnangiaceae. The record is from RefSeq and is a predicted model, not a curated record. The transcript has 5 exons.
AUGGAUAAUCGUGAGCCCAGAACGACUGAAACUGAGACGCAAAGUACAACCGCUUCGACUUUCUGCUGCACAAAACUCCAGUUGAGCAACACGCUUUAUGCAUCUUGUAUUGCGAUGCAUACCUUCCUUGCUAUUUUAGUUGAUACUGGGCACAGCCGUCGAUGUAAGACGCAAGCUAAACUUGGGUGGGUUCAACGGUCAUCCACAAUCAUCCGCUGCACCUGCUACACCUUGAGCAGUCCGUUCUUCUCUCUCAAUCAUGCUUUCAAAAUCUUCGCCAGGCCAGGCGAACGUCACCUUUGGAACACCCUUCCAUCGUCGUUAGGUUGCCUUGAAAACAACCCAAAGCAUCCGCGAUCUUUGAAGGUGUUCGGCUCGUUGAACCCAGUUCCUUUUACGCGGAACGUCAACGGCUUGCGGAGAGUGGCUGGAAAUCAGCCCAUUACAUGGAGGUUCCACUGGCUCUUGUAUUAUAUCCGAAGAGCAUCUGUCGCAUUCUCUGCAGGCCCCACUUCCCAAAAACUUCAUUCCUAUACGCGAUCCUCCACCCCACCCACUAUCAACACACCCUCAGAACCUCCGCUCAUCACCCCGGAACGUCCCAACCCUCUGCGUCCACUCCUCACCAACAUCGCGUUCUGCCAGUUGUUUGCCGUGUGUCUAAGCGGCAACUACAAGGACCCAAAGUACAGGUUGCUCCAUUCUUUCGGAUGA